This is a messenger RNA of Penicillium soppii, 906 nucleotides long. Its product is annotated as alpha/beta hydrolase. The coding region runs from base 1 to 906 and encodes 301 amino acids. The record is from RefSeq and is a predicted model, not a curated record. NCBI's taxonomy places the organism in Eukaryota, Fungi, Ascomycota, Eurotiomycetes, Eurotiales, Aspergillaceae. Gene Ontology annotation, molecular function: hydrolase activity. The transcript has a single exon.
AUGCAACUGAAUGUUAAAUUUUCAAGCGAUGGGGAAACCAUCGCCGGUAUCCUCUUCCGUCCAGACGGCGCCCAGGGAAAGCUUCCCACGGUAAUUUGCGCCGGAGGAUGGUGCUAUACAAAAGAAAUUGUCCUCCCGCACAUCGCGCGCAUUGUGAAUGACGGAGCGGUGCAAGUUCUUGCCUUCGAUUAUGUUGGGUUUGGGGAAAGCUCAGGCGCCCGCCGUCAACAUCUGGACCCUUGGCAGCAGAUCUCAGAUUAUCGCAACGCGCUGACUUACGCGGAAAGUCGAGACGACGUCGAUCCUUCGCGACUAGGCUGUUUGGGAAUCUCAUACAGCGGCGGUCAUGUUCUGAUUUUGGCUGCUAUCGACCCACGUAUCAAGUCUAUUGUCAGUAUCGUGCCGGUUGUAGAUGGUUACAACAAUUUGCGCCGCGUACAUGGUGAACGUCGGUUCGCUGAUCUCGAAGCGGCCAUUCUCCAGGACCGGAGAGUCCGCGCCGCUGGUGGCGAAGAAAAUAAAAUUGCUAUGGCCUCCAGUCGGCCGUAUGAGGAGCUAUCUGUCUGGCCCUUCCCUCAGGUCAACGAGGUCUUCUUACAAGUCAAACAGACCGAGGCCCCCUUGCAUGAGCAUUGGAGCACCAUGGAAUCAGCAGAACUGUUGCUGAACUAUUCAGUUGCGCCUUUCGUCCCACGUGUGAUCAGCACUAGCGUUCUGAUGAUUGUUGCUGAGCGAGAUACCAUCACGGCUUGGGACUUAGAAGUGGAAGCCUUCAACAACAUCCCAUCUUCCGGAAAACGUGUUGAGAUUUUGCCCGGCAUAAGUCACAUGAGUUUGUACUCAGAUCGUGCGGAUACCAACAUUGCAGCUGUGCACGCCAGAGAUUGGUUCUCUAAGACACUUUAA